CUGCUUUCUCACGCCCUUUUUCCAUUCCCACCAAGCAAACACCUCUCUCAUAUUGUUCAUAAAAAAUAAUCAAUACCCUUUACAGCUUUCCUCUCUCUCUCUCUCUCUCUCUCUUUGUUUUUCCUGCUCAGGUUUCUCUGUAAAGCAAAACCCAUUUUUGCUCACAUCACAAGUGAAUAUGGUGAAGAAGCGGCUUUGUUGCUGUGGGUGGUUCAUAUUUGUCAGUCAUCUACUGCUAGCAGCUCUUGUUUGCUCCAAGAACCAUGGAAACCCUGCAAAUGAUCUUGUUGAGAUUAUCAACAACAACCGAACAGCCCAUAAACUUUCAAAACUAAAUGACAGUCCUGGACUCGGGUGCAUUGCACUGCAAUAUGCCGAAUUGUGCAAGGGGAACUGCUCUAUCAACAACACUGUAAACUGCAAACCAUCUGAAGAUGACUUCACCGAAGUUUUUGCCCCCGAUUGUGGUGUGGAACUACCAACUUUCAGCACCAUAACUGGCCACAUUGUGGGUUGCCAAUCCAAGUAUCUUGAGCCAUCACUAGCUUUUGGGCAUGUUCUUGUUCGAGACAGCAAGGCUUUAUCAAUUCUGAGAAAUAAAUCACAUACCGAGGUGGGUGUAGGCAUGGUUCGGGUUCAUAAAGGGCCAUUCUUUUGGAGUGUUCUUUUCAGCAGUGGGAAGACAAACUCUACAUUUGUUCUUGAAAAUCGCGGUGCAGGGAUCCAGCAAAAGAAAGGGUGCUAUAGUGGAAGCAGCAUACCAUGCAGUGCAGGACAACAGAAUGCUUCUCUGGUUUUGAACAAUGUUAUGAUCAUGGGUUUUCUAUGUGUUGUUUAUCUUUUGAAACAGUUUCACUUCAAUUUGUAAUUCAUGAAACUGAAAUAUUAAACAAGACGUUGCUCAAAAUUUUGUUACAGAUAAGAUUGAAUUAAGAGAGAGAGAGAGAGA
Molecule: messenger RNA, 949 nt
Organism: Prunus mume (Japanese apricot)
Lineage: Eukaryota; Viridiplantae; Streptophyta; Magnoliopsida; Rosales; Rosaceae
Product: ferredoxin-like protein
Source: RefSeq, a predicted model, not a curated record